This is a messenger RNA of Oncorhynchus tshawytscha (Chinook salmon), 1738 nucleotides long. RefSeq lists its product as uncharacterized. The record is from RefSeq and is a predicted model, not a curated record. The coding region runs from base 420 to 1577 and encodes 385 amino acids. The transcript has 13 exons. NCBI's taxonomy places the organism in Eukaryota, Metazoa, Chordata, Actinopteri, Salmoniformes, Salmonidae.
UUCUUGACACAAUGCCCACUUAACCCGGAAGCCAGCCGCAUCAAUGUCCCGGAGGAAACGAUGCACACCUGGCGACCAAGUCAGCGUGCCCUGUGCCCGGCCCGCCACAGGAGUCGCCAGUGCGAGAUGGGACGAGGACAUCCCUGCCGUCCAAACCCUCCCCUAACCCGGCGACACUGGUCUCCCGGUCGCGGCCGGCUGCGACAGAGCCUGGACUCGAACCCUGAAUCUCUAGUGGCUGUGAUGCAGUGCCUAAGACCACGGCACCAUUCGGGAGGCUUCACACUUCUAAUAUGACUAAAUCUGCCUCGACGUCUAACCCCUGACUUCUGUGACCUCUAACCCCUAACAGACCAGUGAUUUCCCAUCAUCUUGAGGCCAGGACAGCGGAGGCCCUGCCCUUGCUGCUAACCAGGGUAAUGGAGGCGGUGCGGAGACAGAUGGUGGAGUGUGACUUCAGUCCAGAGUUUCUCCAGAAACUUCAAGGUUUCUACCAGACCCUCCCCCUUCCUCCCAGCUGCAUCUCUCUGAGAAACAGGCUGUGUGUUCUCCCCUGGUCAGAUGUCCUGCUGGUCUCAGUGUUAAAGGGACAGAACGUGACGGGGAUCCGACCAGGAAAAGGGAAGAAGGAGCCGCUGACUGAAUCUGCCGCUGUUGUCCUGCUGAGAGCUGAAACAUUACAGAGACUCAACAGGUACAGGGAGUUGACCCGUUACCUGAAGGUGGUUCAUAGUGGGAACACAGAACUUCUCCAGGCGGUGCGGGAUCUGAUCCCUCUCUUCCUGAUGAAGGCCGGGGACUUUAGCUCCGCCCUCUCCUCCUUCUUCUAUCCGCCCCCUGGGGUCUGCUGCCCCGUCUGCCGCCUAACGCCACGCCUCUUCACCCUCUACCUACGCAUCAUCACCACGGCAACCGCGCCCAGCGCCACCGCUGCCAUUGCAACGCAGCCCCUCUCCCCCGACACUCCCUGGGAGGAGGUCAAAGGUGCUGUGGUUCCCAGGCAGGUCGAGGUGGUGAAGUUUGGCCUGAGGGUUCUGAAGAGCAACAUGGCUGUCUACAAGGACUCUCAGAGUUGGGCAUACUUUCUCCACGUGCUCAAUUCUCCUGCUGGUCCUCCUGACACUGCCUUUCUGACGGAGGCGAGAAACGUUACCAUGGAGAUCCUGCUGAACCAGGGAUCUCUGGGACACCUCAUCCAGAUCCCACGGACCUUCCUGAUGGUUUAUCCAGACCAGGCCCUGUUGCUGUUGGUAACUCAGGGUCUGGCGCUACGGAUCCUCCACGAACCUUUGACCCCCGCUCUACCCGUCCUCAACUAUUACAAGGGUCAUGUGUGGGCCUUGAGGUGGCUUGUUGGGUUCCUGUCUUCGUCUCCUGGAAGACUGGAGUCCUUCCUCAGAGGGGUAGCAGUGGAGCUGCACAGCACUGAUGGAUCCCAGCUGUCGUUCUCCUUCCCUUCUUCCUCCCUGAAAGACCAGCCUGACCCCUUCUGGCACUACCUCACAGACUUAAUCAGAGAGACUCUAUCUGUAAUCCCGGACUGCAGCAGACUGGACCUGGAUCAGACUGGAGUGUGACUCAGACUGUGUGUGCGCGCGUGAGAACAUCUCUGUACACGUGGAAGCAACGAAGAAGAGGACAAUGAUAAUAAUGUGUUUAUCUGACUGUUAAUAAGACCUUUUGUGCCUUUUUUUUAACUACAAAUAAACAGAUAAUUUUAUUUAUCCAUAUCACCGGA